Molecule: messenger RNA, 1467 nt
Organism: Cyanidioschyzon merolae strain 10D
Lineage: Eukaryota; Rhodophyta; Bangiophyceae; Cyanidiales; Cyanidiaceae
Product: chloroplast membrane protein ALBINO3 or ARTEMIS
Exons: 1
Coding region: 1-1467 (488 amino acids)
Biological process (GO): thylakoid membrane organization; protein localization to chloroplast; protein insertion into membrane
Cellular component (GO): chloroplast thylakoid membrane
Molecular function (GO): membrane insertase activity
Source: RefSeq, a predicted model, not a curated record
AUGGGAGCGUUGCAGAUCCUGUCAACGCAGCGGAUAUGCGGUCGUUUGCUGGAGGUGUCUGGGCGAAAGCUGGACACGGAGGCGGAGGCGAACGAUACAAACAGCAUUGCUCGUAGCGAGCAGCGGCUUUUGUUUCGUUUUGUUCCAGUGCUUGCGACUGGACCGACUGCUGGAAGUUGCGGGUGUAAAAUAGGCUUUGUUGCUGGACUUUAUGCGUCAGGCACAGGGUCAGUGCGUUCCCUUGCAACCGCUUCGCGGCAGUGCGGGUACACGGCAGCCGGGUGCGGCCUCGGGGGUGCGUGGCGGCGCUGCAGGCUGCGGCCUGGUGGUGAACCAAACCGACGACGUGUAGGCUUGAUGUCGCCGCGCCGGCGUUCGGUUGGUGUGCAGUCCCUUCGUUUACAGUUCGUCGACCCGAGUCAAUCGCUAGCUGCGCUGCAGGACAGCUGGCAUACGGUUACGUUUGCGCUGGCUAGUGCAUCACUUCUGCUGGUCGAUGCUGCUGACGGCUCGACGAGUGCAGCUGCUGCAGCGACUGCGGCAGCUGGGGCCCAGAAAGCAGGCCUCUGGAACGGUUUCGUGCACCUGAUUGAGACGAUCAUCACGGGCACCGGCGAUACCCUGGCAGCGCUCGGUGUUCCUGGCUCUUAUGGAUUCGCUAUCAUUUUUCUGACCAUUAUUGUCAAGGCGAUCACUUUUCCGCUCAACUAUAAGCAGAUGAAAAGCACGAUGGCGAUGCAGGCGCUGGCGCCGAAAGUGCGUGAACUUCAGGCGCGGUAUCGGGACAACCCACAGUUGCUGAACCUCGAGACGGCCCGUCUGUACCAGGAGGCCAAAGUGAACCCGCUGACUGGUUGUCUACCAGUCUUUGUGCAGUUGCCAGUCUGGAUAGCCCUCUAUCGAGCGCUCAUGAACCUCGCCGCUGAUAAUCGGUUGGAUCAGGGAUUCUUCUGGUUGCCGAGUCUCGAGGGCCCCGUGCGUCAGGGCCAGGGGCUUUCCAGCUGGCUCUUUCCGUUCCAGAACGGUGCACCGCCUAUAGGCUGGCAUGAUGCAAUCGCGUAUCUGGUCCUUCCGUGCCUCUUGGUGGUUUCACAGUCCAUCAGUCAGAAGAUUCUGCAGCCACCGGUUCAGGAUCCGCAGCAGCAACAAGCGAAUGCGAUUCUGCGCUUCCUCCCGUUCAUGGUAGGAUGGUUCUCUCUGAACGUGCCCAGCGGCCUGGGAUUGUACUGGGUCACCAAUAAUAUCGUCUCUACAAUCCAAACUAUUGGCAUCAAGCGUUACCUGGCAUCGAAGCAGCCCGAACGAGUGGGCGCCCCGCGCACCCUCGACGGUGCUGUCGACGAACGCCUCAACCCGGAGGCCAUGGGAUUCACGCCGCGGACCAGCGAGACCAACGGGGAUGCUGUGGAUACCGAAGAUCCAUCCACGAAAUCCAAACGCAAACCAAGUAAGAAAAAACGACGGUAA